Molecule: messenger RNA, 3477 nt
Organism: Strigops habroptila (Kakapo)
Lineage: Eukaryota; Metazoa; Chordata; Aves; Psittaciformes; Psittacidae
Gene: ASB5
Product: ankyrin repeat and SOCS box containing 5
Exons: 8
Coding region: 2017-3006 (329 amino acids)
Biological process (GO): protein ubiquitination; positive regulation of protein catabolic process; intracellular signal transduction
Molecular function (GO): protein binding
Source: RefSeq, a predicted model, not a curated record
AUCUGAACAGUUGUUCUAUUUUUAUGACUGGGUGUGUGGUAGCAUGGGUUUGUCAACAAGCUGUAAUGGCAGUUUCUGCAGAGCUUUAAUAGCCUUAGAUUAGGAUAAAUAUUAUUAGGAGAGUAAUUUUUGUAGCUUCUUAUGAGCAUGUGUGAACUGAAAUUCUGAAAACUCAUAAUUUCUUUCAUUUUUAUGCAGCUUAUAGCUGAGGACAUAAAUUUUCUAGAGGACAGAAGACAAGCUUUGUUGUAGGAAAAACUGUCCUGCUCAAUAUUCGUGUUGUUUCUAAAAGCAGAAGUUUUAUAGAUUAAUGAGGAUUUUAAAAAGAUCACUUAAAAAAUAUUGCAUACAUCCACAGCCUUAUUUUUGAAAAAAGCUUUUGUUAUUUUUGUUGACUCUUUAUGCAAAAAUUCAAAUUGAAGAAGACAACCUAGCUACUGAAAUAUUUCUUUUCAGUGAUUUAUCUGCUGCUGAUAUAAGAAGCAGGAAACAGUAUUGUAAGGGGAAUAUUGACUCUGAGCAGUGCUGUUAACUGCAGCUGUUAUUUAUAGUAAUUACUAUUUGGAUUUUCACCUCUACACAGAAAGACUAUUUUGUUAAUUAGCAAAACAUGGGAGAAGUCCAGAUGAGAAAGCACUGUUACAAGAUGACACAGUGUGGCAUCAGAAAACAAGGGGUCAGGUAAAAUACUAUAAAGAAAAGAAAAGUUUUCUGUGAGAUAAUUAGGAUUUUUCCUUAUUUUGCAUGGUAAAUUUGCAAAACAGGUACUUAAGAUGGCUGGGGAAUUCUAUGGACUGAUUAAGCUUAAUAAAGCUAGUAGAAAUAUGGAAGAAGAAAUAAAUUCCAAUACUAGAUGUGUUACUAAGGAAAAUAUCAUUUCUAUUAAUGAUUGAAACGGAAAUUGGCAGUGGUGACUCAGAACAUAAUGCUUAUUUAUCCUUACGGAAAACAUGACACCUCAAUUCAGUGUCAGAUAACAAUAUGCCAAAUAUAAAAAGGGGUUUUCAUUUGGCAUUUUAAGUACUCAUUCCUGCUUCUAACUAUGGUAUGAGAAGAGCAGCUCCUAUUCUGGCUGGAUGAGAAAAUGUCUAUAAAUGAAAUUUAGGAGAAAACAUGUAUAUUUUUCUUCACAGACUAAUGUAGUUAAUGGUGUAACUGCUUUUUAAUUGGCUUUUCUAGUUACUGUUUUGACUUUUAUGUGGAUUAAAUUUUUUUCAAAGAGAAAGAUGAAAUGUCUGUUUCUCUCAAGAUAAGCUCAAUUCAGUUCCUGUCUGUAAAAAAAUCUUUAUAUUAAUUUCCAACACGUUUCCUUUUAGCAUUGUCUUUUCUUCAUUUAUAUAGGCUUAUUUGAAUGUAGUUUUCAAAAAAACAUUAUGCAUUCUUACUCUAUUAAAUUACGUCUGGAGCCAGACGAUAAGAGGUCCUUUAUUUUGCCACUUUCGUUUCAGAAAUUUGGUUUUGUAUCGUAACUUUAAUGUCUGCUAUGCUGUUCAUUGAAGUCAGGGGAAUCUGUGGAUGCAGUGGAUCUGCAUCUGUGGAUCCGUGACACUGUGGAUUUAGUAACAUUUGGAUCAUACCCUCUGUUCCUGAGGGACAGUUGCCAACAUUCUAAAAUGUUUUUUUCUGACCAUCAAACUAGAGAAUCCAAGAUAGAAUAGAAGGGGUGUGUCAGUUUAAGAUUACUAUGGGUAGACUAUUUUAAACUGUAAUUCAAGGCAUUAUUACUAUUAUUUAAAAGGAAAUAUAAAAGUUUAUAACGGGACCCUUUCCAAUGCUGCUAUGAGUCUUUAUUUUAGGAUUAUAACUUACUUAGGAAUCCAGUUCUGUCUGGCGGCUCCUCAGUUUGUAUCAUGUUGUGACACCAUUAUUUACUCAGCAAUUACGCUAAUGGAACAACUUAUGCAUAACUGCUGAUGACCGACCAGUUGUUCCCAAGAGUACAUGGCUGGAGCCAUAUGAUCUUAUCAACACAUUUGAGAGCCCUACUCAAACACUGAGAGAGAUUUUGCUGCAGCAAUGACUGUCAUAGAAGAAAGUCGCCCUUUUGCCCAGCAGCUAUCCAAUGUCUACUUUACUAUACUUUCACUUUUUUGUUUUAAACUUUUCGUGAAGAUCAGCCUUGCUAUACUUAGUCAUUUCUACAUUGUGAAAGGAAACCGUAAGGAAGCAGCAAGAAUAGCUGCUGAAUUUUACGGAGUUCCUCAAGGACAAGGUUCUUGGGCAGAUCGCUCACCUCUGCAUGAGGCAGCCAGUCAAGGACGUCUUCUUUCUCUAAAGACUUUAUUGUCACAGGGGUACAAUGUCGACACACUAACAAUUGACCAAGUAACUCCACUUCAUGAAGCCUGCCUGGGAGAUCAUGUAGGAUGUGCAAGAAUCCUUCUUGAAGCAGGAGCAAAUGUAAAUGCUACAACAAUUGAUGGAGUGACACCUUUAUUUAAUGCGUGUUCGAGAGGCAGCGCAGCAUGUGCUGAGCUCUUGUUAGAGUAUGGUGCCAAAGCCCAGUGGGAGUCCUGCCUUCCAUCACCAACACAUGAAGCAGCCAGUAGAGGUCACAGUGAGUGUCUGGAGGUACUGGUAUCCUCCGGCAUAGAUGUUGACCAAGAUCUUCCUCACUUAGGAACACCUCUGUAUGUAGCCUGUGUUUCACAGCAGAUCCAUUGUAUUCGAAAGCUUCUUUAUGCAGGUGCCAAUGUGCAGAAAGGAAAGCAUUUGGAAACCCCACUCCAUGCUGCUGCCCAGCAUUCUAGUACAGAGAUAGUAAACUUACUCCUUGAAUUUGGGGCAGACAUAAAUGCCAAAAAUACAGAUUUUGAGAGGCCUGUCGAUUUAGCUGCUCCAAGCAGUUUAGUGGAGAGAGUGCUGCUCCUCCAUGAAGCCACACCAUCUUCUCUUUGUCAGCUCUGCCGACUAUGUAUCCGAAAUUACAUAGGAAGAGCUAGAUUGCAUCUUGUCCCACAACUCCAGUUGCCAACAAUACUGAAGAAUUUCUUACAGUACAGAUAACAGAGUAACUAACCUUUAUGAACAUGAAUAACAAGUACUUCUGUUUAUUGUACGUUUUACCUAAAAAACUGCUGGGCGGAAAAAAAGCCUUUUGCAUAUCACUUAAAGAAAUAUGUAUCUUUGAUAGCUGGUGUUGGUAUAUAAUAAUUGGGAACCAUUCAGCAACUGGUACCAAGGUGCUAAUAAGGCUGAAUUGAAUUAGUGUGCUCAUACUCUGGGAAAUUAUUGUAUAGCUUUAGCUUAACACUUACUAAAUAGCUUUAGUGCUGUUAAUUUUAAUUGUAUUUAUACUUCUAAGAUCUGUUUGACACACCUGAAACACAAAGAGUUUCUUCAUUAAUAUUUGUUAAGUUUGUCUAGUUGAAGUCAUUAUUUUAUGUGUUUUUAAAUUUUCGUUGUUUGUGUACCUAAAAAUACUCGAUGAUAGGUGCACUAUAUGCAUUGAUAAAAAUAAAAAAAAAUAUAUGUCAA